UGACUGGUGAUUUGGUGUAACAGUUUUUAUCCCCAGUCAUGUCUGCCGAUAAAGAAAUUGAUCACCUGGUGCGCUCCCUUGGACUGACCCCUCACCCUGAGGGUGGCUUUUUCUCUGAGCAGUAUCGGACUGACAGACAAGUUACAUUUAUACAAGCUAACAAAUUUCAAGGACCCAGAGAUGGUGGCAGUUGUAUUUACUAUCUUUUAAAGUCUGACAAGUAUGUGUCUUUCCAUUUACCUUUGUUUGACGAGAUCUUUCUGUGGCAUGCAGGGGGACCAUCAAAAAUAUAUACAAUAGACAAUGAAGGAAAAUUAACACAGAAGAUUCUAGGAGAUACUUUGAAAAAUGGUGAUUAUCGAUACCAAGUAACAGUGCAACAUGACACUUGGUAUGCAGUGGAGCCAAUGGAAGGGACACAGUACACUCUCUUUGGAGCUGUUGUUAUUCCAGGAUGGGAUUUACAAGACUGGGCUCAAGGAAAGAGGGCAGAUAUGCUACAGAAAUUCCCACAACAUGGAGAGCUAAUCCAAAGAUUGUGUAAAGAGUAAACUGUGUUCAACCCCUGAGAAUCUGAUCAUGGCUGAUGAUAUAUAUG
Molecule: messenger RNA, 598 nt
Organism: Saccostrea echinata
Lineage: Eukaryota; Metazoa; Mollusca; Bivalvia; Ostreida; Ostreidae
Exons: 4
Coding region: 39-551 (170 amino acids)
Cellular component (GO): intracellular anatomical structure
Source: RefSeq, a predicted model, not a curated record